AUUUGAGUUGGCGGUGAACUGACUGAGGUCAUAGGUCAUGGUUUCAGAAGUUCCUAAGAAGUCUAUAUUCCACAGGAUUGCUGAUUCAAUUACAGGGUUUGUGCCGUCAUCAAUCUUACAAGGGGUCAGUGUAAGUACCAAGUCUCAUAUAACCACAUCUCAGGUUACUCCUGGGAAAUCCGGUGACCUACAUACCGAUGUCAAGCCUAAUCUCAAAAGAACAAACGAUGUCCUUGACCAUCUGAGUGAGUUGGGACCAAAGAAUAAUGUGUGGGGCUCCAAAGAUCACUUUAUGGGAUAUCCGAAUGUUGACCUUGACGCUACAGAUAAAUCAGAAAGUGAAUGCAGUCUACACUCCUUCUCUACAAGUGGAGUUUCGUCGUUAAUGCCUAAGUCUUGGCUAUUGGGGUACAGAAAAGACCAAAGCAAAUCUCUGUCUAAUCGCACGGGUUUUUGCUCAGAAAGUCAUACUAAUAUUCGGAAUGUGAGCAGUCCAGUAAAAACAGACUAUCGUAAACAAUCAACUUCAUGUCAAAACUCCCUAAGCGAUCUUAUGUAUUGUCAUCACCCCGCCCCAAAGCGCCAGCGCUUGUCCACUGCAUCAAACCGUAGUCCAUAUUCUUGUCAGCCUCGCUUUGGAACUACUUACGGGGGGGCUGCUAGUUGUCACAGUGCGCGAGAACUUUUCGGGUUUACGACACCGUUAAAAUUCGACCUACAAUCAGAUCGAAACCCCGAACUCAGAAAUAGUCCAAAUGCAAAUUUGAGCUCUACUGCUCGAAGAAUUCUAGAAACAUUGGAAAAUUUGUCAACUCCACUUACUUCAGGUUAUCUACAGUCUACUGUACUAAGACAUGUAAAACAGGUUAAAAGUCGUGUUAAAUCUCAUCGGUUUGCACCGUUCUCAAAAAAUUAUGAAAAAGUUGAUUCUCUUCGUAAAGAUUCCAAGUUGUACUCAUUUUGUGAAAACCAAGUUCAAAAUACUGUGCAGCCUCAGAUUUCGUCAAAGUCAGAAGUAUGUAUCGAGAGAUCACAAAGUCAAAAAUGCAUCACUGUCGAUUAUUUAAUAAACACAGUUGAACCCAUUUCGGAGAUGUGUAAAACAAAAGGAAACAUGUUAUUACCCGUAUACACAUUUGCAGAUCCAAUUCACAAGUAUUCUCAAAGGGGUCGCAAACCUAUUCUGUUCCCCACAGCUCACAAAGAAUAUUUUUUUAGCUGUCCUAGUCGUUCUUGUCUUAAAUGUUCCGCAAAGUCAGUUGGCUUGAAAUCCAGUAUACAACAAUUCAGUGAUGAAAAUAUUUGUCCCGCUAAGCCGAAAA
Molecule: messenger RNA, 1322 nt
Organism: Schistosoma turkestanicum
Lineage: Eukaryota; Metazoa; Platyhelminthes; Trematoda; Strigeidida; Schistosomatidae
Source: the annotation of a GenBank genome assembly